Molecule: messenger RNA, 1677 nt
Organism: Hansenula ciferrii
Lineage: Eukaryota; Fungi; Ascomycota; Saccharomycetes; Phaffomycetales; Wickerhamomycetaceae
Gene: WHI3
Product: mRNA-binding protein WHI3
Exons: 1
Coding region: 1-1677 (558 amino acids)
Molecular function (GO): mRNA binding
Source: RefSeq, a predicted model, not a curated record
AUGGCUACUCAAAGUAAUAUACAGCCACCAUUGGGAACUCAACAACCUCCAUCUUUGACAAGCACCACCAAUAGAACUUCACCAAAUUCGUCAACAUUAGGCUUUGCAAACCCAACGAGUCUUGCUGAAAGUGGUAGAAGAUCAUCAUUCCAAACGUCACCUGUUCAUCUUUCGUCAAAUUUGAAUAAUUUGUCAUUGGGACCAACUAAUAACUUAUCAACACAAGAACAAGAACAAUUACAGAACUCAAAUCAUCAACAACAGCAGCAUCAACAACAACAGCAACAACAGCAACAACAGAUAUACACAUUAAAGAUAAAGAAUUUACCUACUGAUAUUUCUCUGAGAGAAUCAUAUCUAAUAUUCGCAUUUGCUAAGGACUUUAUUGGAUCAGAUUUGAUAAUUGAUUCCAAUAAUCUUCCCGUUAUUUAUGCUAAAUUUACAUCAUUAUCAGCUGCAUCAACAUAUUCCCAAAUUUUAGACUCAAAUCAAAUAUUUGGUCCAACUUAUCCAUUUUAUUUAAAAUCAGAAUUGGUAAACCAUGAUUCUCAGCAAGUGAAUUUAAAUAUUGGUUCAUCAGCUAAAAGACCAAGUAUAGGAAACCAAAGAUCAAGAUUUUUGUUCAGUGAUCCUUUCCAAAAUGAAUCAAUACCUGAAUCUGUACAAGAAAAUAAUUCUACACAACAAAAUAACAAUGGGAACUCAAAUGGAUUGGGCAAAUCUUUGUUACUUCUUGAAUCUCAACAAGAUGCAAGAGAAUAUGAACAACUAGUGAGAGACCCAUGGCAACAACCUCAACAACAACCACAACACCAUCAUUCACAAGGUGGUCCAACCCAACUUCCAAUCCCACCCGCUUCAAUUCCACCACAAAGUGCACAAUUUUCGACAAACUCAAAUCCACAAACACCAAAUAUUGAAUGGGAUAGAAGAAGACAAAGCUCUGUUUUCUUUAAUAAUCAAUCUCCAUUAUUGACUGGUCAAUUAUCUUCAUCUCAAAUACCGACCCAACUGUCAUUAUCUCAACAAAAUCCAAAUCAACAAGCACAACCAAAUUUGGGUCAAUCUUCAAUUCCAAUUCCUCCAAGUUCUGCACCUGUUGGAGUUCUACAAAAUCCUCAAUUACAACAAACACAAUCAGCUUCACAAAUUCCUCAAUCACAAUCACAAAAUCCAUCACAGCCUUCAACAGCAAGCUCAAUUUCUCAACCACCAACUUUAACAAACUCUCAACAAUCAUCACAAGUUGAUUUAUCAUUAUUAGCAAGAGUUCCACCUCCGGCUAAUCCAGCUGAUCAAAAUCCCCCAUGUAAUACUCUUUAUGUUGGUAAUUUACCACCAGAUGCUACUGAAGCUGAAUUACGUCAAUUAUUUUCACCACAAAGAGGUUUCAGAAGAUUAAGUUUUAGAACCAAAACUCAACCUUUGAAUGGUAAUGGUCAGUUGAAUUCAGCAGGUUCAAGUCAUUCACAUGGUCCUAUGUGUUUUGUUGAAUUUGAGGAUGUCGCAUAUGCUACAAGGGCUUUAGCUGAAUUAUAUGGUAGAACUUUGCCAAGACCUGGUGGUGUUCCAGGCAAAGGUGGCAUUAGACUAUCAUUCUCUAAAAAUCCAUUAGGUGUUAGAGGUCCUGGUCAAAGAAGAAGUAGUAGUUUUGCUUACCAAGGAUUUAAAGGUUAA